Plectropomus leopardus (leopard coralgrouper) is the source of this 1703-nucleotide messenger RNA. It is a transcript of the gene wfdc1, whose product is annotated as WAP four-disulfide core domain 1. Gene Ontology annotation, cellular component: extracellular region. Gene Ontology annotation, molecular function: peptidase inhibitor activity. The record is from RefSeq and is a predicted model, not a curated record. Gene Ontology annotation, biological process: regulation of cell growth. Lineage: Eukaryota; Metazoa; Chordata; Actinopteri; Perciformes; Serranidae.
ACAACUGAUGCACAGACAGCUGCUGUUUCUCCCUUCCCCUGCUCCCCUAACUAUUCUCCUUCUUCCGCUUCUUCCCUACACUGCCUCUAUUCAUCCCCUCUGUACCUUCCCCUUCUUUCCCUCUACUCCGUCAUUCUGCCCUGCACUUUUCCUCAGGCAGAUAUAAAGGCAGGUCUCUUUGGAGGGAGAGGGCUUGUGUAAUCUCUGGCUGCACAUGAGCACCAGGGAGUUAUUGCUUCAGCUGGAAAGGCACCACGAACGCGUAAAGGACAAACUUUGGAAUAAGGAGAGGAAGAAGGAAUACCUCUGAGACAGGAAGGGAGGAGAAGGGAGGGAGACGCAGAAAGAGUUCGGAGUUGGGGUGCAGGACACAGACCAUGCCGGGCUCUGUGCUGCUGCUGCUGCUGUCCCUGUUGGUCCUGUCCACAGGAAGUGAUGCCAGGAGAAUCAGGAAAAGAGGACUCAACCAUAAGGACUACGAGUACCCCAACCACCCCCAGUCCACACAGCACCAGAAGAAUGACCGGUGUCCACCGCCACCCCAGAUGCUACCAGAGAGAGCCUGUGAGGUGCCAGGCUGCCGCUCAGACUCCGAGUGUGAGCGCCAUAAACGCUGCUGCUACAAUGGAUGCAUCUAUGCCUGCCUGGAAUCUGUCCAGCCUCCACCAGUGUUGGACUGGCUGGUGCAGCCCAAGCCUCGGUGGUUGGGGGGCAACGGCUGGCUGUUAGACGGCCCUGAGGAGGUUCUGCAGGCUGAGGCCUGCAGCACAACUGAGGAUGGAGACGAGCCUCUUCACUGUCCUACAGGCUACGAGUGCCACAUCAUCAACCCAGGGAAACCUGCCGCUGGCAUCCCUAACAGGGGACAGUGCAUCAAGCAACGUGGCAACUCCGAUGGACGUGGUCUGAGGCACAAAUAUUUCAAAGACUACAAGGACUACUUAGGUACCAGUUCGAACAAUGCAGUGGGCUACGAAAAACAUCAUCACAAGCACCUGGGAUGAAAUCAACCUGACCUCAGCCUCAGCUACGACCAUAACACAACCUCAGACAUCAGCCCGGUCCUGUUGGAUCUGCUCUCAUCACACCUGAACCAGGAUCAGAUCUGACCCCUUUUUUUUUUUUUUUUUUUACCAGACCUACAGCUGCUACCUCCUCUUCGCAAAGCCCCAUAUUCAGCCACAAAGUCCUUUGAGAGACAACUCUGGUGCACACAGCCAAAGAUAUAAGUGCUUUUUUGUCUCUCUGUCUGGUGUCUGUGAAAUAAUGGAGGAGAGGGUGUUGAUGAUGAAGUAGACGAGAGGAGAGCAGGGUGUGCACCAAAGCUUUUUUCAUCUCUUAACAACCCUCGCCUCCCUUCAACUCAUUCUUAUUCGCACACACUCUCUCUAACCUUAAGGCCGGUCAGCAGAAAAAAUCAAGACCAUGUGGCCGUGUUACUCAUUCUGUGUCUCUCCUCCUCAGAAGGACUGUGCUCAAAUUUCCUGAUCUUGAAAUCUGGAAAGUUUUACAGACAAAAUAGCAAAACUUCCAGCUGCAUCUUUGAAUCCAUUCCAAAUGUGGUUUCAUACUCAAACAGCUUUAAAGGAUUUGGAACAGCUUUGUCCCAGCCAACAGAUGUGACUUCACUGGCAUACAAAGCAAAAGUAAAAUGCGAUAAAAUCAUUUACUCAAGAGGUUACUUUAAGAGUGAUUUAAAUAGA